Messenger RNA from Ylistrum balloti, 1449 nucleotides. Its product is annotated as transmembrane protein 199-like. Bases 1 to 588 code for a protein of 195 amino acids. Gene Ontology annotation, biological process: vacuolar proton-transporting V-type ATPase complex assembly. Lineage: Eukaryota; Metazoa; Mollusca; Bivalvia; Pectinida; Pectinidae. The record is from RefSeq and is a predicted model, not a curated record. Gene Ontology annotation, cellular component: endomembrane system. The transcript is spliced from 6 exons.
AUGGAGCCUGAAGUGUUGUUCACGGAUUCUGUUUUACAAUUCUUGAAAGAUUCACUAAAAUAUGACGAUGGAGUUCAGAGUGAUGCCGAAGAUCAUGUGAACAACUUUAAAAACCGACAUAGUAUUCCGUUUAGAGUGAUUAGAGACAUACACAACAGAAACAAAAUAGCAGGUCACAAACAACGCUAUCUUCAUGAAAUUUUACAAGACAGUGACAUAUGUCUUCCCUGUGUCAAACUUCCACCUCGUAAUCCAGAGCUUGAAGCGAGAAUACAGAGAUUAAAAGCAGAACAAGAAAACAAGAGAUACAAGGAAAUGACAAGAAAUGUAGACAAAUCUCAAAAAGAUGACAUGGAUAAAAUGAACAUUGGUUCUGAAGUAAAAGCUAUGAACUCCCAGAUGUGGUCCGUGGUCAACUUUGUCGUGACUGUAGGAGGAGCAUUUGCAUUUGGAUACAAAGCCACAGAAAUAGCCCUUGGUGGAUCAAAACAUGCCAUGAUGGUGCAAAUGGUUAUAGGACUUAUCUUUGGUACAAUAGUUUUUUUUGCUGACUUGUAUUUCCUUGUGAAGGAACAUUCCAAAUACUGACAGCACCUUAUCAUCAACAAAAGAACACAUUUAAAGGGAUCAGCCAAGGACAUCAGUAAAGGAUCUAUUAAGGACAUCAGUACAGGAUCUCUUAAGGACAUUAGGACAGGAUCUCUUAAGGCCGUCAGUAAAGGAUCUCUUAAGGACGUCAGUACAGGAUCUCUUAAGGAUGUCAGUACAGGAUCUCUUAAGGACAUCAGUACAGGAUCUCUUAAGGACGUCAGUACAGGAUCUCUUAGGGACGUCAGUAAAGGAUCUCUUAAGGACGGCAGUACAGGAUCUCUUAAGGACGUCAGUACAGGAUCUCUUAAGGACAUCAGGACAGGAUCUCUUAAGGAUGUCAGUACAGGAUCUCUUAAGGACGUCAGUACAUGAUCUCUUAAGGACGUUGGUACAGGAUCUCCUAAGGACAGUACAGCGAUUUCAUGAAAAUAACAGUAUGAGGAUCUCCUGAGGAUGACAAUGCAAGUGUAUUCUUCAGAUGUCACUACAGGAAUGUCCUUAGUCAAUACAGUGAUUUCUUGAGGACGACAGAGGAGAGAUCAGCUCAGGAUGUCUGUAGAGGGAUGUCUUCAGGAUGACGACAGGGAUUUUCUGAAGACAUCCGUACAGAGUUCUCUUGCAAAUGUCAGUACUUCUGAAGAUGUCAAUACAGAGAUCUCUUGAGGAUAAAAGUACAGAGUUGUCCUGAUGAUGCCUGGACAGCAAUCUCCUUAAGACGUUGAUAUAAUCCUUCUGAGCUUUUCAAUACAGUGAUGUCCUUUGGACUUCAACAGGCUUUUGUCCGUGCUACAUAUGUCAAAUUAUACAUCUCUGUGUAGAAUCCAUCCUCAAUCAAGGGCACUGCUCACUAUCGUUCUC